Messenger RNA from Drosophila grimshawi, 767 nucleotides. RefSeq names its product S-phase kinase-associated protein 1. NCBI's taxonomy places the organism in Eukaryota, Metazoa, Arthropoda, Insecta, Diptera, Drosophilidae. The record is from RefSeq and is a predicted model, not a curated record. Gene Ontology annotation, cellular component: cytoplasm; nucleus. The transcript has 2 exons. Gene Ontology annotation, biological process: SCF-dependent proteasomal ubiquitin-dependent protein catabolic process. Gene Ontology annotation, molecular function: cullin family protein binding. The coding region runs from base 122 to 610 and encodes 162 amino acids.
UCCCUGUCUUGUUGAGAUAUAGUUGAUCGUAUAUAAAUAAAAGUAGCCUAUUCGAACUAUCCAACGUGCUGCUUCAAUUACCACUCAAGUCUUAAAUAAAUCAUUUACUAUUGCAAUCAACAUGCCGAAUAUUAAAUUGCAAUCGUCCGAUGAGGAGAUCUUCGAUACCGAUAUACAAAUCGCCAAGUGUUCGGGCACUAUUCGAACCAUGUUGGAGGAUUGUGGCAUGGAGGACGAUGAGAAUGCCAUUGUUCCCUUGCCCAAUGUUAAUUCGACAAUCUUGCGAAAGGUUCUCACUUGGGCAAACUAUCACAAGGAUGAUCCGCAGCCCACCGAUGAUGAUGAGAGCAAGGAGAAGCGCACCGAUGAUAUCACAUCCUGGGAUGCCGAUUUUCUCAAAGUCGAUCAGGGUACGCUGUUCGAACUGAUCUUGGCGGCCAACUAUUUGGAUAUUAAGGGUUUGCUGGAGCUAACAUGCAAAACUGUGGCCAAUAUGAUCAAGGGAAAGACUCCGGAGGACAUCCGUAAGACCUUCAACAUCAAGAAGGACUUCACUCCCGCCGAGGAGGAGCAGGUGCGUAAGGAGAAUGAGUGGUGUGAGGAGAAGUAAGCGAGUCUCGGCAAAAUCGAUUAACGGAAGAUGUAACAGAUUUCACGAUCCAACGUGAAAGGUGACACAAUACAUACAGACUUCGCGUAUUAAAUUAACAUUUAACUAGCUUGUAAACAAGAAGUUUAAGAAAUAAAUAUAAAACAUGCUUAGACAA